Phlebotomus argentipes is the source of this 3013-nucleotide messenger RNA. RefSeq names its product protein pinocchio (gene Pino). Bases 447 to 1130 code for a protein of 227 amino acids. The transcript has 5 exons. The record is from RefSeq and is a predicted model, not a curated record. Lineage: Eukaryota; Metazoa; Arthropoda; Insecta; Diptera; Psychodidae.
AACAGUCUGAGUGUUUGCAUCGCGACCAGGAAAAUUGGAGGAUUUUCGCUCGAUACACAUUGCAAAUUAUCAGUAUUCCCGGUGAAAAUCAAUCUCGAGUGUCUCAGGCACUUGUCAAAUUGAGUGCACUUGGAAUUUUGAAGAGUUUCGCAUUGUGUCAGGCGUUAAUUGUUCACAUUGGACUUUGUUUGGAGUGCUUCACAUACUUUCUACAUUAACUUUUCUACCCAAAUUUCUGAGGAUUUUACUAAUUCGCCACUUUUUUGGACUGUGUGACUGCUAUUGUCGCCUGUGGAGGGGCCAUUUGGUGUGCAAUUUGCGGAGGAGAUUGAGGAAAAUUCCAGACAUCAGAGCGAAAUACACGCGAAAGCGGAGACAAGGUCAACUGACUAAGAGGUGGAGUGGACUGUCAAGUAGAUUCCUGUGCCAAGAGAGCGAGCAGAGAAAUGAGAUCUGACGGCCGGACAGUGUCCGAAUGGGAGGACAGUGUUCUCUUUGAUGCUGACGAUCCUGACUUUUCGAACCUCACGGCCAAUGGGAAUGGCAUUCUCAGCUCAAAUCCACCUCUUGUGGCAACAAGUGCAACGGAGCGUCUUCACAUGUUGAACACAUUAAUGCGAAAAGUGCCUUCAACAAUGUCCGUUGCGAGUGUUCAAGCACCUCAUUUGGCCGAAUUGUGCUCGUCUCUCGGUCGCUCGAGCUUGAGUGUCUCAUCGUCACUGUCUGAUUUGGUUGGGAGUCCGUUUGAGAUUUCGGCGGACAAUGUCCUGACCAUUGAGGAUCUGCGCGUGCAGAUGGGCUCGUGCUUCACGUGUGGAGUUUCCUGGGCGGAGGAUCACGUUUCGCUGGACUGCAGCGAGUGCGGUGGCUACGGCCUGGAGCGGCCCUGCCCGCUCUGCGAUGGCAGCUGUGGCAGCACCUGGAAGAGGGAUUUCACAAUGUCCCAUGCUUCCGGAAAGGCGAGGUGGCAGGGAUCGUGCCCGGCGCAUCCGAUCAACCUUCCGCCUGCCAUGGUGCUGCCCACGAUCGUCACACCCGCCACAGUUCCACCCACUUGUGGGGCCACGCGGAAUCAGUUCCUGGCCCAGGAGCUCUGCGCUCGGCUCGAGAAGCUCUCCACGCAGACGUGAUCAGCUCCGUCAAGGCGAAAGUGCCUGAAAGGCCGACAUGAGAAAGAGAGCAUUAUUCGGGCUCACGUUGCAGUUGAGCCUGGGAUCCUUCAGAAGUACUUUAAUGUUUUAUUUUUCCUUUUUCAUUUGAUAUAAUGGAAAUGUUUGUAAGUAAAUUAUAUAUAUAUAUUUGUAGUAAUUCUCUGGAAGAAAUCUUGUACACAACAAACUUUAUUGUCAAGGGCGAAAUUUUGACGGCAAUGUGGCACUUUUUUGUGCUGCAGCUUGUCGAUUUUCGGCGGGGAUGAAAAUCUUAUGCUAUAUAAAAAAAAAAAACAUGAAACCCUUUUUGUAAAAAUUUGUGAAUAUAUAGAGGAAAAAUAUUGCAAAAAUUCAAUAAGACUGUGGCGCCAAAAUGCUCAAUUCUGGACAUUAGUUUAAUUUUUAAGGGUGGUGAAAAAAAGGGGAGAAAUAUUUGAGUUUGUGCAUUUUAUUGAGUGUCAUUUGAUAUUUUGCCAAGAUUGUAGCGCUACAGUUAUCAAAAUUCCAUGUGAAACCAAUCAAAAUGCUCACUAUUUGGCAAGUGAAAGCAAUAUGUUAAAUAGACCGUCAAAUGAAGCCUAUAAAUUUUCAACAAAUGGAAUUUUUUUUUUCUUUGCGAAAUAGCAACUAAAAGAAUUGUAUUGGCAUUUAUUUGGACAGAUAACGUUUAUAAAAGUGUUUAACUACAAGCUUUUAGCGGGAUUUUGUGAGGCGGAAAAGGCAUUUGAAGAGAAUUUGUGGGCAUAUUUCGAUAGUCUGAACUCUUUUUUUGUUUUUCAAAAUUCAGCCAUGCUACAAAGUAAGAAAAAUCCCAUCAAGAGUGGUUGAUAAAACCCUGAAGAGCAGCAAGAGCAUUCUAAUAAGUUAAUUAAAUAUUAAGAAAGCCCCAUUAUAUUAAAAUUUAAGAAUGUGUGAUAUUCCGGAAACAAUUUAUAUACUGUAUAACUUGUAAUUAUAAAUUGAAAAAAAUGGAAACCUAUAAAAGAGAUAAAAUAUUUACACGAUAUAAUAUAUUGUCAAAAUUGCAGGAAAGGAGGAUUUGUAUUGGAAGUGUUGUUUCUUUUAACAGAGAAAUAUUCUUCUGGUGAGGAUUUUCUGUGAAAAUUUCCAGUGAUUUUUUUUCUUUAGUCUGCAUUAAUUAAAACUAUCGCACAUUUUUUGGAAGGAUUUCUUCACAAUCUUAUUUUUCAAGUGACAAAAUAUGUUUUCUUCUUCCUCACAGAAAAUAAUUAUGUGUUCCUGACAGAGUAAAUUGCAAUAGCGAAGAAGAAGGAAAUGUUGAGUUUUGGAAAUAAGAUUGACUAGAGAGAUGAUUUUUAAAGACAACAACUCACUACCAUUAAACGAUAAUUUGUAAUUUAUGUUAACGAAAGCAUUAUUUCUAAGUUGAAGAUGACUUUAUAAGCACAAAUCACUUGACAUUCAGAGAGUCUCACAUUUUUCAUCAAGCGAAUUUUUCUUUGAUUUUUUUCUUCCCAACCUUUUGCUAUAAAAUAUAACAUUUCAGACAUUGAAGCGCAAAAAAGACCAAAGAUGAGCAAUAUAAAAUUUUCAUUGUGAUGUCUCUGAAUUUGGUGAUGGGCUUAAUAGAGAAUUUUACCUUACUAGAAAAUGUCUUUUUUUUUCGUCAUUAUGCAGAAUAAUUAUCUUCAACACUAAAUUAUUAUUUAUUAGCUGCAAAGCAAGAGGAAAAUAGAAAAAAUAGAUGAGCAAAUAAAAAAAACAGAUUUUUCUUUUGUUCUUUUAGAAUUGGAAAGAAUUUCUUAUGCAAAAAUACCACUUAUACCUAUAAGCUACUCUUUUUAUAUUGUCAAACGCUAUGAUUUCAUUUAUUAAUAAAUAUUUCUUUUCCAUUUUAUUUA